Molecule: messenger RNA, 1236 nt
Organism: Insectozyma verbasci
Lineage: Eukaryota; Fungi; Ascomycota; Pichiomycetes; Serinales; Debaryomycetaceae
Source: the annotation of a GenBank genome assembly
AUGGGUAUUUUAAAUUGGGGUUUUAGAUCCAAUAUAAAGUUACAUCAAAAAGAAGAUAGUAUAAACUUAAAAUCAAAUGACGGUGAUAUAAAAUUUACAGAUUUUACUAAAAAAUUAACAUUAAUUGAUCCAACUAAGAAAUUAUGGUUGAAUCCAUUGCUUUUCAAUGGUUCCUUACAGACAUUAUAUUAUACCUCAAUGGAUUCUUCUAAAAAAUUCCAGGUUUAUUACGGUAGAGAAACUUUUAAAUAUAAAGACGGUGGUACUUGUUCAUUAGAUUGGGUUAUUCCGAAACAUGAAAAUUUUAAACAAUUAUAUCAAGAAACAUUACCUCAAGAUUCACCAAGAUUACAUCCAAGAACUAGAUUUUUAAGCAAAGAAGAAUUAAGCCAAUUGUAUUCAAAAGAAACUGAAACACCAAUAGUUGUAAUUUGUCAUGGAUUAGCUGGUGGUUCUCAUGAAUCAUUAAUUCGUAAUCUUGCAGAGAAUAUUGAAAGAAAUUGUGAUUCUUGGGAUAGAGUAGUUAUUAAUAAUAGAGGAUGUUGUAGAACUAAAUUAACAUCAGGUACAUUAUUCAAUGCAGGUUCAACAAAUGAUAUUAGAGAAGUUUUACAAAAAUUUAAAAAAACAUGGCCCAAUAGACCAAUUUAUUUAUGUGGUUUUUCAUUUGGAGGUGCGUUGGUUACUAAUUUCCUUGGUGAAGAAGGUGAUUCUGGUUUGGUUAAAGCAGCAUGUGCAGUUGGAUGUCCUUUUGAUUUUGUCGAUUCUGCAUAUCAUAUUCAAUCUUCAUUAACUGGGAAAUAUUUAUUAAGUCCUGCAUUAACUCAAUUUUUAUCAAAAAUUGUAUUUAAUAAUAAAAAAGAAAUAAUGGAACAUAGUGAUUUAAUAAAUGAUGAAAAAUUAGCAAAAUUGAAAACAAUUAAAAAUACUUAUGAAUUUGAUCAAUUAAUAACUUGUAAAACAACACCAUAUGCUAAUGCAUUUGAAUAUUAUAGAGAAUUAUCACCAUUAAGACAAAUUUUGAAUAUUAAAACACCAUUUAUGAUGAUUAAUUCAACUGAUGAUCCUGCUGUUGGUGUCAAUUUACCUAUAAUUGAUAUAAAUACAAAUCCAUAUUUAUUAUUAGUUGAAACUGAUUUAGGUGGACAUUUAGGAUAUGUUAAAAGUAAUGGAGAUUUUUGGUGCGUUGAAGUAGUAGAACAAUUUUUCCAAAAAUUUCAAGAAUUAAUUAAAUAG